This is a messenger RNA of Emiliania huxleyi CCMP1516, 4002 nucleotides long. RefSeq lists its product as hypothetical. Bases 1 to 4002 code for a protein of 1333 amino acids. The transcript is spliced from 7 exons. Gene Ontology annotation, molecular function: peptidyl-prolyl cis-trans isomerase activity; acid phosphatase activity; protein binding. NCBI's taxonomy places the organism in Eukaryota, Haptophyta, Isochrysidales, Noelaerhabdaceae. The record is from RefSeq and is a predicted model, not a curated record.
AUGCCGCUCGUCUUCUCGACGACUGCGGGCGGGCUGCGGUUGCGGGACGUCGAGACGGGCGGCGGCAGAGAGGCUGCAGCGGGCGACGUGGUGCGAGUUCUCUUUAGCGGGUCGCUGCUGUCGGGUGCGGAGGGCUGGAGCGUGAGCGAGCGCGGCGAGACUUUCGCCAUCGGCAGAGGCAACUCGGCAAUGUGGGAGGAGGUGGCGGUCGGCAUGCGCGUCGGGGGGCGACGGACCGUGCUCGUGCCGCCGUCCGCGUCCCUCCGCCCGAGAAAAAAGGGGCGCGCGCUGCUGGCGCCUCCCGGCGAGACGAUGCGGUUCGAGUGCGAGCUCCGCGCCAUCGAGUCGGGCGUGACCGCCCUCGCCGCCUGCUCGCCCGGCCGGCUGCUCGAGUCUCGCGCGCAGCUCGACCUCGCCGUGCAGGCUUGCUCCGUGCAGGCGUGGCCAGAGGCGCUCGAGCUAGCAUCCGACCCGCUGCUGGACGCCGCUUCCCUGCGCGCCUCCCUCGCCGCUUGUUCCUCCCCUCCGGCGCCCUCCCCUCUGGCGCCCUCCCCUCCGGCGCGCGAGGCCGCGCUGCUCGAGCGGCUCGACGCGCUGACGUCCCUGCUGCGCGAGGUUGCGCCGCGGGGCAGCGCCGGCCCGGAGGCGGUGCGGGCGAUGAGCCUGGGCACCGCGGCGCGCGCCGACCUCGACGAGGCCCUCCGCAGCCGAGGGAUCGACGACGGCGGCGGCGGGGCGCCAGCAGACCAGCAGCCGUCUCCGCAGCGGCGCCGGCCGGCUCGGUCGGGUCCGCCCGGCAUGAGCCUCGCCGGCCCCGAGCCCUCGCCCGAGCCCUCGCCUCGCGUGCCCUCCGUCGUGGUGUGCGGACUCGACUGGACGCUCUGGCCGCGGCCGCGGGUCAAGUCUUCCGGCGUCGCCUGGGCGCCGGCCGAGGGAGGCGGAGGCGGGCUGCGCUCCCCGUGCGGCGCGCGGCUCGACCUCUUCCCUGGCGCGCGGGCGGCGCUGGCGGCGCUGGCCGACGGCGGCAUUUCCCUCGCCCUCGCGUCGCGCAGUCACCGGCCGGAGUGGGCCGUCGAGUGGCUGCGCUCGCUCCGUGUGGGCGAGAGGAGCGUGGCCGAGCUGGUCGGUGGGUCGCCGGUGCUCUUUCGCGACGGACCAAAGGCGCUGCACGUGCGAGAGAUAGCGGAGCGGGUGGGCGUUGCGGUGGAGGAGGUCCUGUUUUUCGACGACCGCCUCUCGGACGUGGUGAGCGUCCGUCGGGAGGGCGCCACCGCGGUGCACUGCCCGGGCGGCCUCAGUGAGGAGAGGCUGCGCGAAGGCCUCGCGCUGCACGCGGACCGGGAGGGAGGCAGCGAGGGAGGCAGCGAGGGAGGCAACGAGGGAGGCAGCGAGGGAGGCAGCGAGGUAGGCAGCGAGGGAGGCAGCGGGCCUCGCACCGGCACGCGCGGGCGAGUCGCGAGGCGGCGAGGGCGCGCCGCCCGCCGCCGCUCCUCGGCAGCGCGGCUGGUCCUGCGGGCGAGCGACGAGGCGGUCGUCAUCGAGCAGUGCGAGACGCUCGCGGACGGUCGCCUCACCGGCGUGUGCUCCGAGGGCGGCGCUCGGAUCUGGCUCCCGCCCACAGCCAGAGGCUACAGACUCGGCGGGCCUCGAGAAACGGCGAGGGGAGGGGCGGCGGCGGACGCCAGCGAGCUGUCCUCGCGCCGCCGUGCGCGGCUCCGGCGGGUCCGCGAUGCGAGCGCCGCGCGGGCCGCCAUCGCGGGGCUGCUGCUGUGCUUUGCCGCCGGGUUUGGGCUCGGCAGCCACGCGCCGGGAGCCGUCCCGCCGCCGCCGCCGCCAGCGACCACGACCGCCGCGGCGGCGCCCGCGUUCGAGCGGCUGGGGCGAGGUCUGACGACGGGCGAGCAGCUGGCUCGGCAGCAGUUUCGCGUCGAGGCGGACAAGGCGGAGCUGCGCGACCUCGAGGCGGCGAUACGGAGAGAGGGGCUCCUCGUGGGCAGGAAGUCGCAUGCCGAGCGGGCGCAGGCAUACCGCGCGGCGCUGCAGGCCGAGCAGCCGGCGGCGGAGCAGAGGGUGGAGGAGGAAGUGCUCGCGUUCAAGACGCGGCUCGACGCCGAGGGCAGCACCGUGCAGGCGCGGCGUCGGGCCGCCAUCAGGAAGAUGCAGCUCCAGGUCCUCCAGGACGAGGAGGGCUUGCGCGAGAUCUCGAGGGUCGUGGCCGAGCGCGGGCCCGCUGCCCAAGCGGUCCAGCUCGGGGUCUUCGCGAGUGAUGGACAGCGGAGAACGGCAGUGAGCGACCGCAUGGUUGGUGGACCUGAGCUCGGCAAGAGAGCUGGCCGCGCUGGUGUCGUCCCGUCCCCAGUCUUGCUGUGGAGCGCGCAGUACAGUAGUGCUAAGCCGCUGCGGCUGGCGAUGAAGAUGUGGCACAUCGCCGCCUCGCAACAUCCGCGCCUCCUGGGCCGCCUGGAGAUCGCCGUGGUGACUCCAACCCUCGAGGAGGAAGACCUGCAGCCCCUCGAAGAUUUCUUGUGGCAAUCUCUCGGACACGCCAGCCGCGGGGGUGAGAUCGAAAUGGACCGCAACUUCUUUGCUCGCGCCGUAAAGCGUGCCGGACUGCUCCGACGGCUUGUCGAGGGCGAGCCGAUAGACUCCUCCGGCCUGACUGCUCUCACUCGCAAUGCAUUCUUCGGGAUGGCACACGUGGUUAGCAUCAUGCUGCUCGCCGGUGCUGACGUCAACGGCCGCACCGCGGGUGGGGACACGGCGCUGCACAUCGCCCUCGACCAGUGGUCCCAGAAGCAGACCAGCUUCCACAGGAAUAAGUGCGCAGAUCAUGACCAUGACCGCGUCGUCCACGAGCUCCUAGCGCACCCGUCGCUCGACAUCAGCGCGACAGACGGGGCUAGCCGGUCGUUGGUGGUGGCGGCGGUGCAGGCGCGACACCUCUUCGCGCUGCAGCAGCUUCUACGCCCUGGCGCGGCGGUGACGGCUUCACCAGGAUUCAUGAGGACUGCACUUCACGAGGCCACCGAUGCCUCGAACGUCCUCAUCACCGCGUCGAAGUGGAAGAUUCGGCACUCCAGCCACUACGUGGACAGCUCUAGCUUUAACUUGUACGACGACUCUUACACGCACAUCGAUUCAGCUGCGCUGCGCGCCGAAAUCUUUGAGUGGAAUGCCCAGUUCGUCGACACACUUCUGGAGGCCGGGGCCGACGUCGACGCCGCAGACCCAUUGGGGCGCACUGCGCUCCACUACGCUGCCCGCCUAGGUAAUGGCCCGGCCGUGCGGCUGCUUCUUGGCGCGCAGGCCGACGCAGGCACACGGGAUAUAUUUGAUCACACGGCGGGCGAUCACGCCAUCUAUGCUGGCUACGACGAUCUCGGGGCGACGCUGAACGGGUGUGGGAGUGGGAUGGGAUCCGGUUGCAACCUGACUGAGCGAGGGUCGCUGCGCGGGGAGCUGGGCGCGUGGGAACUGGGCGCGCUGCGGUCGAUCCUUGCCGAUGUGGAGCUGCAGACGCUCCUGGGGCGCGAACAGCACAAGCUCGAGCAGCACGCGGCGGCGUCCACCCUCUCGCCGGACACCGUCGUCGAGGCGCGGUGGGAUGCGCACCCGCAGCUGCACGAGAUGGCACUGCACCUCCUCAAGCAGCAGCCCGUGAGCGGCUGGCUUGGUGAGCUUUCGCGGGGCACGACUCGAAUCAACAACUACCAGAUCAACAUCGGCUCGCCCUACUCUGGCACUUCCCUGCACUUCCACUACUCAGCCGUGAGUGUGCUACUGCACGGCCGGAAGCGGUGGUCUCUGUUCCCGCCCGCCGAUGCAUCCUACAGCACUGCCCACUUUUUCGACGACUUUGAGCUCGCCCGCCGCGGUGACUUCGGACGCCAGCUCGAGUGCACGCAGCAGGCUGGCGACGUGCUUUUCGUGCCCAGUAUGUGGGGACACGGCGUGCUCUACGAGGAGAACUCAGUUUCGGCGUCGAUCCUUUAUGACGCAUGA